CUCCCGGCCUGCUUUGCGGCGGUGGGAGGGGGAGGAGGGCGGGGCCUGGAGGCGGGGACGACGCCCUCCGGGAGAUUUCAAGCUUGCCUCUUGGUGCCCCGAUCUUGGUGAAGACUUUGCCCAAGGAAGACGGUCACUCUCCUUGCUGCCCAUCAGGAAAAUAAAGUCUACUGCAAUUCAGAUAUGCCAGAAGUCAAGUCGAUGUUCCGUGAGGUCCUUCCUAAGCAAGGGCAGUUAUCUGUGGAGGACGUGGCCACUAUGGUGUUGUGCAAACCCAAACUUUUACCCCUCAAAUCACUUACCCUGGAGAAGUUGGAAAAAAUGCAGCAGGCGGCGCAGGAAACAAUUCGACAACAGGAACUGGCAGAAAAGGCACAGCAGCAAAUGAACCAGUGAAUCAUGAGUCACUUACCUUUGUGUUGUUUACUGGCUAUUUACUUCCUAUUAUUGUAAAACAAUUUAUAUUGUUGUUUUUAAGUUGAGAAUAAUAGUUGCAUUUAAAUGA
Ornithorhynchus anatinus (platypus) is the source of this 505-nucleotide messenger RNA. It is a transcript of the gene BBIP1, whose product is annotated as BBSome interacting protein 1. NCBI's taxonomy places the organism in Eukaryota, Metazoa, Chordata, Mammalia, Monotremata, Ornithorhynchidae. Gene Ontology annotation, biological process: receptor localization to non-motile cilium; cilium assembly. The record is from RefSeq and is a predicted model, not a curated record. The transcript is spliced from 4 exons. Gene Ontology annotation, cellular component: BBSome. Bases 184 to 396 code for a protein of 70 amino acids.